CAAAAAAAAAAAAAGGAAAGAAAAUAAAGGAAAAUAUUUUUUUUCCCCUGUUUUGCAGAGAGCCAAAAGAGGGCGAAAAUGGAGGCGUGGGUCCCACUCUUCGACAUUUUCCUGAACUCUCCGGCGCCGGAAUCGGAAGCUUCAAUGUGGUUACACGGAUCUUCUGGUGCCUCAUCAUCAGCCGAGACUCCGAUCACCACAGCCUCAUUCCUCUCGUUGCUAAUGAAACCCUUCGACGCCAUUGUCGUUGACAACUCUUCUUCUUCUUCAUCUUCUUCCACAAGGAGGGUUAUGUUUGUACAGACUCUUCCCAACAUGGUUCAGGCGCGGAUUUUGUCCUUUCUUGCCGUGGAACGACAGAGGUUUUGCCGUCGGGAUUUGCGAAGGUUGGCACGGGAUGUCCUGAGUGGUAAAGAUGGCCUGGAUUUUUGGGUAGAGAAAGCCGCGCGCAAUCUGUUCGACGCUUUGUCUGAGUCGGAUUACAAGUGGAUUUCGGGCUUGAGCUUGGAUUCUGGGGAGGAGGCAGUGGAGGAUGAGUUCGAGUCUGUCCCCAGUUGGCUCAUGGAAUCUUUGGCAAGUGCCAGUAAUUGGCUUCCGUGGCUUCCUAUUUUGGAUGAGGAUUUGAGGACUUUGUAUGGUAAUUCUGGGAAGAAUGAAGAUAUUUUGGAUCAAAUUGGAGAGGAUGCGGAAGAAUUAAUGGAUGAAGUCAUGGACGAAGUUGAGAUUGAUCACCCCAUAAAUGAUUCCUUAGGACCUGAAAUUCAAAAUAAAGCAGCUAAUCUGAAAGCUCAGAUCACGAAUUUGGAAUCAGCUUCCAAAACUGUAGACCUAGCGAAUGAAAUUCGGGAACUUUGCUCUAAAAACGGUGGAGAUUCUUUAAUGAUUUUGGGGCUGACUGAACCUUGGCUUGUGGAUGAUGAAAUUGCUUCAGUUCUGUUGUCUCAUCUUUCAAAUGGUAGUGAAGAAGAGCUUAAAUGGCCAAGCCAAGUUCUCUGCUCAAUUGUCCUUCCCAAAUUGUUGGCUCUUGAAGAACCAGCGCCUCGUGUUUUACUGACUGCAACUAUAGAGUACUGCAAGCUCCAUCAGAGGGCCGCUGAAUAUGCCCUCUUGCUUCCGUUGAUUCUCCGCAAAGACGGCAUCAACAACCCCAUAUGCGAUGUGAUCAUGAGGAUUGUCAAGGAAUGCUUGCACCCAGCUCAUGUUUCUGCCUUCUUUCAGAAGCUGCUCUGCGGAGAUAAUGAUGAGCGGAGAGUCAUCUGUCAGCCAUGCCACCAGCAUCUCAUAUCCGAUCAAAUUGUAUGGACAGAAUCAGUUUUUGGUCUGCUGCAAAAUAUUUUGAUUCAUUAUGUUUGUUUUACUCAGGAUUCAGUUGAUCAUAUUGUUUACCAAGUUCAGCAUUCGGCUGGCAAAUUUCCCAAAUCUCUGAAAUUUGGAAACUUUUUGUUGUGUUUAGUCACUAAAUGUUCUCCCCUAUUGAAGUCUCAUAGGCGUGUAUUGACUGAAGCAGUUGAGAGAACCAAUACCCUUGUGACAAAAUCCAUAUUAUCUAAAUUGUCUGCUAUGUAG
Messenger RNA from Morus notabilis, 1566 nucleotides. RefSeq lists its product as uncharacterized. NCBI's taxonomy places the organism in Eukaryota, Viridiplantae, Streptophyta, Magnoliopsida, Rosales, Moraceae. Gene Ontology annotation, biological process: interstrand cross-link repair. The transcript has 2 exons. The coding region runs from base 79 to 1566 and encodes 495 amino acids. The record is from RefSeq and is a predicted model, not a curated record. Gene Ontology annotation, cellular component: Fanconi anaemia nuclear complex.